Molecule: messenger RNA, 390 nt
Organism: Symbiodinium natans
Lineage: Eukaryota; Dinophyceae; Suessiales; Symbiodiniaceae
Source: the annotation of a GenBank genome assembly
AUGUGGCGAUCCCCCUUUCGCUUGGAUUGGCACUACAAGUACUGGCAGAGGCAGACGGCCGGGUACCUGCGAACGUUCGAGAAGAACAACAAGCUACCGAACAAUGAGAUGAUAGGCUACGUCGUCAACGACAAGCACCCAAAAUCGAUCCGGGUAGCUUGCGACAGGUACAUGUGGGUGAUGCGGUACAAGAAAGCUUUCCGCUUCACCAAGAAGGUCUGGGCUCAUGAUGAGCAUUCUGAGUGCCGUCUGGGGGAUGUCGUGCGUGUGCAACCCCUCGGCUACCGGCUGGGGCCAUGGAAGACGUGCGCCCGAAGACUGGAUGAAAAAACGAGCAGAAACUUGCCGGUUGAAUCUUCCACCGGCGCUGGACCGUUAUUGGCUCGUUGA